GGGAAACAAUCGUCCUGAACAAUGGGAGUGACAGGGCUGUGGAUGCUACUUGCUCCCGGGGGGCGACAAGUUUCAAUGGAGAGCUUGAGUGGACAGACACUAGCAGUUGAUGCGAGCAUUUGGCUUACGCAGUUUGUCAAGGCAAUGCGAGACCCAGAGGAUGGCACCAUGUUGAGGAAUGCGCACCUUCUCGGCACAUUCCAUCGUAUAUCGAAAUUGCUGACUCAUGGGAUACGUCCUGUAUUCGUUUUCGAUGGCGAUACACCAGCCAUCAAGCUCAAAACUCUACAACAGCGUCGAUCGCGACGAGAAAAGAGUCAAGAUACCCUCGCACAAGCUGCGAAGAAGCUCCUGAUCAAACAGCAACGCGAGAGGACCUCAAAAAUCACAAUUGCCUCUGUGUCCGAAGAGCCCCGCCCGCAUGCUGAUGAGGCCAUUGAGGACGCUCUAUACAACACGAUAUUAUAUGACGAAAAGGAUGAUGAAAGCCAAAGCGACGACGACUCGACCGGGUUGCCUGGUAUUGAGAGCUUUGAAGCCCACCAACGCGACAUGCGCCAAGAUGCUCGUGAAAAGUUCCUCACGUUGGCAGGCAAGCCAGAGGAGUAUUCAAUGGCUCAAAUCAGCACGUUUCUGAAGGCAAGUAAACUUAAACGUGAGUUGAGCGCUCGGCAGAGUGCCAAUGACUCACCCGAAAGUGGACGGCGCAUUGCCAGUGAGAGCAGCCGUCGAUACGUCUACUCAAAAGCAAGCACAGCCCCAUCUGCGAUGUCGAAGACUCCGAAUCAUCUCUUGGACGCAUCAGACACAACUGUCGGCUUCUCUUCGGAUUAUGUCCGGGUGCAAUCCGAAAUCCGGUCAGUCAAAUCCCUCGAUGACGACUCGACUACUGCGAAGAAAGGAGAUUCGAUUACCUACGGGAGUCCGAUCAAACUCGAUACCAAGCAUCCAAGUUGGUUUUCGGGCGGGGAAGUCCCCACCAGCACGAGAUCGAUCGACUUGACACCUUUAAACGGCAGUGCCUCCCCUGAGAAAGUUGAAGUGCUGUGUGCAGGCGAUCCAGAGGGAGCCCUGGAAUUCCAAGCUCCAUCUGCCGAUACGCCAACUGCAACUCCACGAAUUCCAAUACCCACUGCGGUUACUACGCGAACAGCACCCACACCGACAUCGGAUACCGUGGAAGAAACGGAAGUGGAGGACAAAGAGCUCAUCAAAGUGAGCACGUCCGAUGAGGACUCCGACAUUGAGUGGGAAGAUGUCGAAACCUCCGAGAACGUCGAACUGUUGGAUAAAAUCGAUGAUGUUCAAUCCAUCCUUCAAGACGACAACACGGACUCUGCUUGGAAACAUGACGAACAAGACCGAGCGACCUCCAAUGUUGUUGCAACCCCUGCCAACGACCAAAGAUUUGAUUCCACUGGCGAAUUGAUUGGACGUUCGAUUGAGCUAGGGCGCGUUGAUUCGGAAGAUGAAGGGGGCAACGACGUGACAACAAGUGCACUGCAAGCCGCUAUGUCUACCGCCACAAAUCUUACCCAGUGGGCAGCCGGUGCUGUAAAACGAGCCAUCUUGGCACAUAAACAAUUGGGAACUCAGUUCGAGGCAGCAGCAAACCAACAAGUGGAAAGCCCGUCCAAGCUGCAGGAUCCAGACGCGAUGCGAUACCUGCCUCGAGUGGCGCCAUUACGUGUUGCCACUCUGGAGUUGCGACCAGAGCCCGUGUUGAGUGCCUCACCCUCCGACGUCGACAUUCCCAACUCGUUGGACGAUCUCUCAGCGCAGUCCGAGUCUGAUCUCAGGCAGCUUCGAAACCAAAAGUUGCGCGAUGUGGAUGGAGUGACCGACGAGAUGAAGAACCAAGUGAUGGAUCUACUUCGAUUGUUUGGUGUGCCGUUCUUGGUUUGCCCGAUGGAAGCUGAAGCGCAGUGCGCUACGCUGGAGCAACUCGGCCUUGUCCAAGGAAUCAUCACAGACGAUAGUGACAUUUUCGCGUUUGGUGGCAAGAAAGUCUACAAGAACAUGUUCAAAGAUUCGAAAUUCGUGGAAGCUUAUUUCGCCUCUGACCUCGAGCGAGAAUUGGGGCUUGACCAAGACCGGAUUAUUGCAUUGGCUCUCUUGCUCGGAAGCGACUACACGGAUGGGAUUAACGGCAUCGGGAUCGUAAAUGCAGCUGAAAUAGUUGCUGCCUUUGGUGGACUGGACGGCUUGGGCGAGUUCAAGAAAUGGGUAAACGAGUACGAUAUCCUCGAAGCCACAACAAAACAAAAGAAGCUCACGCCAGCAGAAUUAUCUGCUCUGAGUCCACUGGAUCGGUUCAAGUGUACUCACCACACCAUUCGCCGCAACUGGAACGUCAGCGACAUCUUUCCCAACCCUCAUGUGGUCAAGGCAUACCGAUACCCCAACACCGACAAGUCCACUGCGCGGUUCAGUUGGGCUGUACCUGAUUUGGCAAAUCUGCGCGUGUUUUGCGGUCAAGUAUUUGGAUGGCCACUGGAAAAAGUGAAUUCGAAACUCAUUCCAGUCGUGCACGCUGUGUCGCGUGGCUUCGAAGCUCAAACCCGCAUCGACAGCUAUUUUACAACGUACAACGACAAUGUGAAAUAUGCCAAGAUUCGAAGCAAGCGAUUAAAAACGGUUGUGGAGGAGAGCAAAGAUGCCAAAAAAUCGCGGAAGAAAUAAUCCGACUUGUAAAUUUUAUUGCUUUGCCUCCUGCUUUGUGCUCACCACAUUUGGGCCAUUUGACACUGCCCCAUCCGCGGCUGCCGCGGCCUUUUUCUGCGCCCUCUGCGUUUCGAUCCGAGUUUGCACGAUUGCCGUGAAAUCCACCAUGUACGACGCUAUCACAUCCAAGUCCGCCAUGGCUUUGCGUCCAUUCUGCAAUAGUUCCAAGUCUUCGAUCUUGUCUUGGUCGCCCCCAACGGUGUGUCCAUGUUCUUCGUUCGGGGCGAGCACAUCCUUUACUUCGAUGUGCUUCAAGAUGGUCCCGUGAAUUCCGCACGUCGACCUCUGCAAUAAAUUGCCCACAGCCAUCAAAAUCUGGCCGACUUCGAGUGUUUUAUCGGACGUGAUUCGAAUCGUCGUGUCGACCUAGAAAAGUCACACGUCGGUCAGUGUGCGCAGCUGACCGGGAACACCCCACCUCGUG
This is a messenger RNA of Aphanomyces invadans, 3148 nucleotides long. RefSeq lists its product as hypothetical. Gene Ontology annotation, biological process: nucleotide-excision repair. Gene Ontology annotation, cellular component: nucleus. The coding region runs from base 22 to 2682 and encodes 886 amino acids. NCBI's taxonomy places the organism in Eukaryota, Oomycota, Saprolegniomycetes, Saprolegniales, Verrucalvaceae. The transcript has 11 exons. Gene Ontology annotation, molecular function: single-stranded DNA binding; DNA endonuclease activity. The record is from RefSeq and is a predicted model, not a curated record.